Molecule: messenger RNA, 1318 nt
Organism: Ipomoea triloba (trilobed morning glory)
Lineage: Eukaryota; Viridiplantae; Streptophyta; Magnoliopsida; Solanales; Convolvulaceae
Product: ankyrin repeat and SAM domain-containing protein 6
Exons: 1
Coding region: 220-1101 (293 amino acids)
Molecular function (GO): protein binding
Source: RefSeq, a predicted model, not a curated record
CCUUACACUCCUCCAUUCUCGAUACUUUUUUCAAUUCACAGGAUCUCUUCGAAAUCUCCACCGCCUUACAAUCUUCCAAAGCCUAAAUUGGAUUCACAUUGUCGUAUGCGAUCCAUUGUUUGAUGAACGUAACCCUACUUGAACGAAAUUCCGCCUACGCCUUUUUGAUUUUUUGAUUUUUUUUUUGAAGUUGCUUGACCGCCCCGCCGGUGGUGGGGAAUGACGGAGGCGCAGCCAACGGAGAACGGCGGAGGGAUGGCGGCGGCAUAUGAGCAAAUCGGUACAAAGCGUCAGCGACGGCCUAGCGUCAGGUUGGGCGACAUCGGCGGGAAUCAUACCUCCUCUUAUGAGCAUCGCAGAGUUAAGGCGCCAUGGAAGGACUCGUCCAGCAAGGCCGCUUCCAAGACUCGGCAUCUCACCAACUUUUCAAGUAACGAAACCCUAACCCUCGCUGAUAACAAUGCCAAUGAUAAUACUGGUAGAAAUGCGAACAAAAAGAUUAGUAAUAAUGUGGAUGAGGAUGACGAUAGAGAUGAUAAUUUAGAUAGUGUUGCGAUUGGUAGCUGGAAGGUUAGGGAUUUGAAAUCUAAAAGAGGUGCGACGACUAAGAGAGUGAGGUCCAAUUGGGUUUCCAACUCCAAAGCCAAUGAGAGUGAUGGGGAUGAUAAGUUAAUUAGUGGUAGCCGGGAAGAGGUGGAGAAUAAUGAUGAAAUUUGUCCUGAUUCUGAAACUGAGGAUUCAGAACACACCCCACUUCAUCCGUUGGAUAACAAUAAGAAUAACACUAACGCAGGCAUGGGUGAUGAUGCCAGAGGAAUUGGGAAUUUGACUAGUAGGAGGAUGACUAGGGUUUCAGAGGAGGGGCCAAGUGAUACUGAACUCAGGAACUGGAACUACUCAUCUGAGAGAAAUGGGGUGAAAGUAUGGCUGAAUCAGUUAGGACUUGGGAGGUAUGCUCCUUUGUUUGAGAUUCAUGAGGUUGACGACGAGGUUUUGCCAAUGCUGACCUUGGAGGAUCUUAAGGAUAUGGGGAUCAAAGCGGUUGGUUCUCGGAGGAAAAUGUACUGUGCCAUUCAGAAACUUAAUAAAGGGUUCUCCUAGAAGCCUAAAUUGAAGCAGCUACUAUGUCUGUUGGCCAUCCAUUGUGAGGCUUUUGGCUGCAGGUGAAGCAUAACCUGGAUCAUUGAUGAGAUGGCCUUGGAGCUGAGAGUUACUUUAGCUGUCUAGCUUAUUGAUUUUGCAAAUGUUUUUUUCUUUUUUUUUUUUGGGUUUAUUUUUAUUUUUUAAAAAUUUAAGCUAUGCAAUUUUGGUCUACUAA